Molecule: messenger RNA, 969 nt
Organism: Rotaria sordida
Lineage: Eukaryota; Metazoa; Rotifera; Eurotatoria; Philodinida; Philodinidae
Source: the annotation of a GenBank genome assembly
AUGCCACUACCUCCACCACCGCCUCCUCCGCCACCGCCAUUGCCAUCAGCAUCGAUGACAUCUAGUGCCGAUCGAUCUGGCCUCUUAAAUGACAUUGGAAACUUCAAGAUGGGCGCUCUUAAAAAGACGACUACUAAUGAUAGAAGUGCUCCGAUUAUUGGAGGUUCAGCUAAUAAUAAUAAUAAUAAUAAUAAUACACGAAUUUCAACAACAAAUCGAUCAAAUAUAAAUGAAAGACCAAAUACAGCUCCUCUAAUUAAAUCAAAUCAACUUAAUGCAACAAUGUUGAAACAAUCUGCUAUGGGUGGGUCAACUGGAAAAGUUAAAAGACCAUCAAUUUCACAAGUAAUCUCUUCUACUCCUCCUCCUCCACCACCACCACCACCUGUGCAUCAACCAGUUGUAAAAACAUCUUCAUUUGAUCAGUCUCGUCAUGAAAUUGAUGGUGCAGUUCCAACACGAAAUUUUACUCAUCAAGCACCAAGACUUCCUCCACGUGAACCUCCACCACCACCACCAUCGAAUGAAAGUAAACCAAAACUUGGACAUACAUCAUCUUCGUCAACAGGUUCUCAACAAAAAGUCACUCGUGCCCCACCACCUCCUCCACCACCUCCAUAUUCUUCGACUAAUAAUGGUAAUACAUUAUCAAAUAAUAUUUCAAAAUCUCCAAAACAGAUCAAUUCUAAUGGUCCUCCUCCUCCUGCACCACCGCCACCUCCACCUCCACCUCGAGGUGUAGCUCCGACCAACAAUAAUAGUACAAUCCGUCGAAUACCUUCUGACUUUGUUGAUCAUUCAUAUUCUGAUCGACGAUACGAUCAAUCAAAUAGUGCAGCACUUGAUUAUGAUCAUCAUUUCGAAGCUCGUUUUCGAUUUACUCCACUUGAAUAUCUACCAAUACCUGAAAGAUGGCAACCACCUCCAGCACAUACAAGAUCUUCAAGACAUCAUAUAAAUGUUCAUUAA